CGGCCAACGUUGACCGAAACUUCUUGAAGCUGAUUGCUGAACACAGGAUUCGUGACACCUUCCGCUAGAGUGGUCCAAAAUACUCUGACUUGCUGAUGAUAUACACGCUAUGCGCUGGCUCCUCGUGCCGUGAGCACGGAGAAUCCUCGAGCCAGCCGCUCAGGACUAAAAAUAGCCAUCUCCGUCAACAUGACCUUGCUCCAUACCCUGUGGUCUUUACGUCGGCCAUCUGGGCUGUGGAGGAUGAAUGACGAAGCAUCCUCGUUGCCCACUGCGCUAUUGCGUGACGCUGCUUCGAUCGCUGGGGUAUAUCUCGCCUCGCGACAUUGGCUCAAGCAAUACAUACCUGUACAGACUCAUCUUCCAGUCCUCAUAGAAGACUUUGAGGAUGAAAGUGAUACUCGCAACUCAGAUAGCGGCAGGCUGAGCUGGCGACUCAUCAUCAAGAGCUUCACACGAACCUAUUCUCCAUUGCACAUCCUCGGCCUGUUGAAUCUCGUCUCAUUGGUGUCCAUUGCGUCCAUGUGGCUCCCUCAUGCUUUGGCCAUUUUCACACUCAGCUACGUCCUGCUACCUCUUAUCUUGGCUUUCAGUUUGCAUGAGGUAAUGAUGAUCGUAUUUCCGCCAGACAAGGCCAUUGGGAUCCGGUCUCUGCCCGCAAAGACAACCAUCGACCACAUUCUUUUAUCCUCCCGACGAUUUCAACUUACAGCGGAUGUCCUACGAUACGCGCUAUGCUGCUCUGCGACCGUGGCGCUAGUCUGGCUGCCGGGUAUGCAAGAGCAGUCGAACAUUGUAGUUCCUCUGGUAACGAUGGCAUAUACCGUAGCGAUCUUAGGCAGGUUCCACACGCUCGCGAGGGUAAGACUUGGCGAGAUCAUGGCGUGGGUCUUGGCCUCAUUCGCGACAAGUGCGGGCUUAUUCGGUCUCACAGUUAUCAUUGGGAAACUGGUACCAAGCCUAAGCGCCGCAAACGACCCCAUCAAGCGCCCUGAGCGGCGAUAUUUUGAUCCUUGGAUCACUACCCUAGCAGCUCCCCUACAGCAGGCAGUGGUAGCCGUUGUUCCCGGUUGUAUCAUCAUCUUGACCAGUCGGUACGAAUACAGCAAAAGGCAUGUGGAAGCGAUGCUCCGACGACAUCGAGCUCCAGUCCGUGUGCCGACCAAAUUGAAGGCUUUUGGUGGACCGAUGCUAUGGUCAGGUCUGCUGACUCUUGCCCUGUCGAUGUUGGGGCUUCAUGUCCUGGCUGCCACCAACGAUGCUUACAGUAUGCGACCCCUCGACUUCCUUGAAAUAUUCAUUACGAUGCCCACCACUUGUCUUGCCCUGGCCACUGUGUCUUACUGUACCGGCCAGCUGAGAUCCUGGCUACAAUACGAAGAGAUUUGGGUACCGAACCGGGACGACAUAAAAGAGUGGCACCGAGUGGCGCCACUUGAAGACGGCAAAGGGCAGUCACCGCUCGACGGGGAGGGGAGGAUGCUGCAAGGCAUUGAGCGGUGUUCUAAUCCUCAACAGCCCCGCAUCAUAGAUCUUAGGCAAGGUCCGGCAUGACUUUUUUGUGGCAGAU
Messenger RNA from Kockovaella imperatae, 1570 nucleotides. RefSeq lists its product as hypothetical. The coding region runs from base 190 to 1554 and encodes 454 amino acids. The record is from RefSeq and is a predicted model, not a curated record. NCBI's taxonomy places the organism in Eukaryota, Fungi, Basidiomycota, Tremellomycetes, Tremellales, Cuniculitremaceae. The transcript has 6 exons.